AUGACUCAAGAAAUGGAAUCCAUUGUAAUGGAUCACAUGGGCGAAGAGUUUAAUAUAAGUGUUGAAACACUUGGUAAACUUGUAGAUGUACCAAAAGGUUUUGAUACACUUCACGAAUUAGGAGGUGUUCAAGGAUUAGCAAAAGCAUUAAAAACAGAUUUAAAGCAAGGUUUACCAGCAAUAGAAACUGAUUUAGAAAUUGCAAGAGUUAAAAAAUUUUCAAAUAAUGUUUUACCACCACCACCACAUCAACCAUUAUGGUCUAUUGUUUUAGAUGCAAUGUCAGAUCAUAUUUUAAUUCUUUUAAUGGUUGCUUCAGUAGUUUCAAUUGUUUUAGGAGCUGUUCCAUAUACUUCACAUGAUCCAAAAACAGGUUGGAUUGAUGGUGUUGCUAUUUUGGUUGCAGUUAUUAUUGUAGUAACAAUUACAUCUAUUAAUGAUUUCAAGAAUCAAGCUAGAUUUAGAGAAUUAAAUGAAAAGACAAAUGAUAAACAAGUUAAAGCAAUUCGUGGUGGAGAACAAUGCCAAGUCUCAAUUUUUGAUGUCAGAGUUGGUGAUAUUGUCACAUUAGAUACUGGUGAUAUUAUUUGCGCCGAUGGUGUUUUCGUUGAAGGUCAUGCUCUUAAAGCUGAUGAAUCAUCAAUCACUGGUGAAUCUGACCCAAUCAAGAAAGGUCACCCAGAAGAUAAAGUAGAUCCAUUUUUAAUUUCCGGUUCAUUAGUUAUCGAAGGUAUGGGUAAUAUGUUGGUCACCGCUGUUGGUGUUCACUCAUUCAAUGGUAAAACUAUGAUGAGUCUUAGAGUUGCUUCAGAAGAUACCCCACUCCAAAAGAAACUUGCCACUUUAGCUAGUCGUAUUGGUUACUUUGGUAUGGCCGCUGCUAUUUUAUUAUUAUUAAUCGCCAUUCCAAAAUACUUUAUCGAGAAAAAAGUUAAAGAUGAGGAUAUUAACAGUGAUGCCGCUUCAGAUAUUGUAUCUUUAGUAGUUUGUGCUAUUACUAUUGUCGUCGUUGCCGUUCCAGAGGGUUUACCAUUAGCUGUAACCAUGGCUUUAGCUUAUGGUAUGAUGAAGAUGUUCAAAGAAAACAAUUUAGUUCGUAAUUUAGCAAGUUGUGAAACUAUGGGUUCAGCCACUACUAUUUGUUCAGAUAAAACUGGUACUCUUACUCAAAAUGUUAUGACUGUAGUCACUGGUACUGUUUGCGGUAAUUUCCCAGAAGUUAACGAAUCAUUAAAAUCUAAAAUCCCACAACACGUCGCUCAAAUUCUUACUGAUGGUAUUGCCAUUAACUCUAACGCCUAUGAAGGUGUAUCAAGUAAAGGUAAAUUAGAAUUUAUUGGCAGUAAAACUGAAGUUGCUCUUUUAAAUUUCUCCAAAGUUCUUGGUUCCGAUUACAACGAAGUUAGAAAACGUCUCGAAAUUAAGGAAAUGUAUCCAUUUUCAAGUGCUCGUAAGAGAAUGAAUGUCUUGGUUAAACAUACUCCAACUGAAUCACGUCUCUACACUAAAGGUGCCUCUGAAAUCGUUUUAGGUUUAUGUGAUAGAUACUUUGAUCAAAAUGGUAAUGUUAUUCCAUUAGAUGCCUCAGCCAAGAAAUAUUUCGAAGAUCAAAUUAUGGCUUUUGCUUCAGACGCUUUAAGAACCAUUGGUAUUGCUUACUCAGAAGUUAAAGAAGGUACCGAAGUUAAAGAUGCCCCAGAAAAUGGUUCAAUCUUUAUUGGUAUCGUUGGUAUUAAAGAUCCAUUACGUCCAGAAGUACCAGAUGCUGUUGCUACUUGUCAAAAAGCCGGUAUUACUGUUCGUAUGGUAACUGGUGAUAAUAUUAUUACUGCCAGAAAUAUUGCUAAAAAUUGUGGUAUCCUUACUGAAGGAGGUUUAGUCAUGGAAGGUCCAGAAUUCCGUAAACUUUCACAAUCUGAAAUGGAUGCUAUUCUUCCAAAACUCCAAGUUUUAGCUCGUUCAUCCCCAACUGAUAAACAAUUACUUGUCGGUAGAUUAAAGGAUUUAGGUGAAGUUGUAGCCGUAACUGGUGAUGGUACAAAUGAUGGUCCAGCUCUUAAAUUAGCUAAUGUUGGUUUCUCUAUGGGUAUCUCUGGUACUGAAGUUGCCAUUGCAGCUAGUGAUGUAGUUUUAUUAGAUGAUAAUUUUGCUUCUAUUGUUCGUGCAGUUCUCUGGGGUCGUAAUAUUUAUGAUGCUAUUUGCAAAUUUUUACAAUUCCAACUUACAGUCAAUGUUGUCGCCGUUACAAUCGCUUUCUUUGGUACCAUUACCUAUCAAGAGUCAAGAGAUGUCGAAGGUCGUGGUCCAGGUUCACCACUUACUGCUGUACAAUUAUUAUGGGUAAAUCUUAUUAUGGAUACUUUAGCUGCUUUAGCUCUUGCUACCGAACCACCAACACCAGAAUUAUUAAACAGACCACCAAAUGGUAAGAAUGCUCCAUUAAUCAGUCGUUCAAUGUGGAAAAAUAUUAUUGGCCACUCUGCUUUCCAAUUAGCUGUUCUCUUUACUAUUCUCUAUCAAGGUCACAAUAUCUUUAACCACUUUAUCCCAGAAUCAAUCGAAAGAAAACAAAUUGAUAGUGAUAUUUCAUUAGCUUCAUCAUCUUCAACAUCAAUCGAUGGCGAUGGAAAGAUUAUUCCAGAAGGUUCAGUACAUCAUUAUACUUUAUUAUUCAAUACAUUCGUAUUCAUGCAAUUAUUCAAUGAAAUUAACAGUAGAGUAUUAGGUAGCGGUACAAAUCCAUUCAAAAACUUUUUCAACAAUCCAAUUUUCAUCGUUGUUAUGAUCUUUACUUUAGGUGUUCAAAUUCUUUUCGUUACUUUUGGUUCAAGUGCCACCUCAACUGAUUCACUCUAUAUUCUUGAAUGGGUUGCUUGUAUUGUAGUCGGUGCUUUUUCACUUCCAUGGGGUCUUUUCCUUAGAAAAAUCCCAAUUAAAGAACCAGUAUACAAAAAUGAACCACCAACUGUUUCUGAAGCAAUCUACACUCCACCAUCAACUAAUAUUGAAAUGGAAGGUGCUCAUCAAAAUGAAACUGCUCCAGUUAAACUUUCAAAGGAUUAUCCAACCUCUGCAGAGUCAACUCCAAAUGAAGAAGCUUCACCAUUAGUCUCAAGAACUUCAUCAGUAGGUGCUGGUGAUAGUACAACUCCAAUCCCACACAACAAUGUAAAUAAACCCACUCAAGUUGGUAGAGGAUGGCAAAUCGUAAGACAAACACACAAAAAAUUAGUUGUAAUCAAUGCUCUCAAAGAAUUUAAUAAGGAUGGUGAAACCAACUUGGUAGAUGUCGUCAGAGGUCCACAAAGAGGUUCAAUCUCACUCCCAGCUCCAUCAAAUUAUGCAAAUUUAAAUAUAUAA
This is a messenger RNA of Dictyostelium purpureum, 3360 nucleotides long. Its product is annotated as P-type ATPase. The transcript has 2 exons. Gene Ontology annotation, molecular function: ATP hydrolysis activity; P-type calcium transporter activity; ATP binding. Gene Ontology annotation, cellular component: membrane; intracellular membrane-bounded organelle. The record is from RefSeq and is a predicted model, not a curated record. Bases 1 to 3360 code for a protein of 1119 amino acids. Lineage: Eukaryota; Evosea; Eumycetozoa; Dictyosteliales; Dictyosteliaceae. Gene Ontology annotation, biological process: calcium ion transmembrane transport.